Messenger RNA from Caenorhabditis bovis, 1986 nucleotides. Lineage: Eukaryota; Metazoa; Nematoda; Chromadorea; Rhabditida; Rhabditidae. The record is from the annotation of a GenBank genome assembly.
AUGGGCGCGUUCUCGUUGCUGUCGCGAACGCACAAGCCGAUUUAUGCGAAGGUCAGUACGAUGGAAGCCGACCUCGAACGAAUUGUUAUUGAUAAAAGUUGGACUGGUCGUCACUUAUUCGAAGCUGUAUGCCGAAUAAUCGGUCUACGCGAGACCUGGUUUUUCGGACUUCAAUUCAUAAACAAAAAGAAUAUUCCUUGUUGGUUGCAAAAUGAUAAAAACAUUUGCAAUCAAGAUGUUCCAAAAGACUCCGAUGGCAGCUUUCACUUCUUAUUUCUUGUCAAAUUCUAUCCAGAAGACGUCGAAACUGAAAUUAUUCUGGAUUUGACUCGCCAUUUGUUCUUCCUUCAAAUCAAACAAGCAAUUCUUUCGAUGGAUUUGUAUUGCUCACCUGAAGCAAGUGUUCUGUUAGCUAGUUUUGCUGUCCAGGCAACGCAUGGAGAUUGCACAGAGGAAGAAGGACUACAAGACCUGGAAAAAGUUCUACCCAAAAGUGUAAUUGAGCAAUAUGAUAUGAGUCCGGAUAUGUGGCGGGAAAGGAUAAAACGAUGGUGGUCAAGGAAUGCUGGACAAUCGCGAGAAGAAGCCGAGUUGGAGUACCUUCGGGUAGCUCAAGACCUUGAAAUGUACGGAAUCCUUUAUUAUCCGAUAUGUAAUAAGAAGGAGACAGACCUACAUUUGGGAAUCUCUGCACAAGGUCUUGGAAUCUAUAAGGGCGUUAAUCGGAUAACGCCGCGACCGUUUUUUAGUUGGAGUGAAAUCAAAAAUAUUCAAUUCAAGAAUCGAAAGUUUCACAUGAAAACAGUCGACAAAUCAACAAUAUCAUUUCGAUCGCGAGAGAGCUCAAUCGACUCUUCGAUUCUCGAUCUGUGUAUUGGAACGCAUAAUUUAUAUUUGCGACGUCGGCAACCCGACACGCUGGAAGUGCAGCAAAUGAGGUCUCAAGCUCAUGAAGAUAAGCAGAGGCGAAUGCAAGAAAUGACGAAACUUUCGCUGGAGAGGAAGGAACGGGUUCAAGCUGAAAACGAGUGUAAAGAGCUGAAAAUGCAGGUGGAGCGAAUGACAAUUGAAUUAAUGAAGGCUCAGGAAGCGAUACGAAAAGCCGAAGAAGUUAACGAUCAAUUAGUGGAAAAAGCGCAACAUCGAGAAAAAGAAGCGCUGCUUCUUCACAAACAAAAAAGUGAGAUGGAAGCAGAAUGCAAUCGAUUGAGCAUGAGCAACAUGAAGUCGGAAGAAGCUCUGCUCAGGAUGGAGAGGAAAGCAAGAGAUGCUGAGAUUCUAGCAAAGCAGAUGUCGAUGUCGCUGGCAGAUGUCACGUUGGACGCAAGCAGGAAACCGCUAUAUUCGAGCUAUUCCGCAUUGAUCACGGAUCCAAUGUGGACUAACACGCAGACAACCGUGAGCAAUUCGGGAUCGUACCAUCAAUUACAAACUCUUGACAAUCCUGGAAUGUCAAGGAGUAUGCACAUGCCGACAUCCAAUGGUUAUCCGUCGAAUCCGAUGAUGACGAGCCUUCCGCCGCAGCCAACCACCACAGUUCCGACAUUUUAUGGAGGAGGAUCGAUGAUAAUGGCUCCACCGCCACCCGAUCCAUCGAUCUCACAAAUCUACGAACUUCAGAACAUCCGAGCGGAACUCGAAAAGUCGCGAUUAGAGUAUGAGAAGCGCGCGGCGUUGUUCAAGGAGCAUCUCGAAGAGCUUCGAGAAGAUAUCGACGGUCUGAAGCGGGAGAACGUGAACGGCGCUAGCGCGACUCAACGCGAACACGAGGCGGUCCACGCGCACAACGUCGCUCACGGCUUUGACAAGUUCACAACAAUGCGGAUGAAAAAGUCAAAAUCUGCAAGUUCGCUCGGUUCGAACCGAGAAUUUCGCGGUUCUCGUGCAGCGGUCAUUUCGAUCUGCAGCAGCAGCUCAUCGUUAUUGUCUGAAGCGCCUCUGGCCCUAUUCCGAAAGCAACUUUCAUGCGAUGAAUACGAUUUUUGA